Messenger RNA from Lytechinus variegatus (green sea urchin), 1192 nucleotides. Its product is annotated as cell division cycle-associated protein 7-like. The coding region runs from base 134 to 1147 and encodes 337 amino acids. NCBI's taxonomy places the organism in Eukaryota, Metazoa, Echinodermata, Echinoidea, Temnopleuroida, Toxopneustidae. Gene Ontology annotation, cellular component: nucleus. Gene Ontology annotation, biological process: regulation of DNA-templated transcription. The record is from RefSeq and is a predicted model, not a curated record. The transcript is spliced from 9 exons.
UUAAAGCCCCGCGAAUUUUAAUGAGCCAUUCUGGAUUAUGUCAACAGACCUGUCAUUGCACCUAUCACAUUUUCCAAGAUAAAUUUUGCCACAAUUUUCUAAUUUUUUGGUGCUCUUGAGUGUUCAAGGGACGAUGGCACCGAAUAAGAAGAAUGACACAGGUUUAUCUGCCAUGUUCACGGAAGAUCUCUUCGCUGGCGAGGACAUCGAUGAGGAGACUUACGAGGAAAGGAGACGGAAGAAUAUCAAAGAGAACCAAGAAAUGCUUACCAAACUGCUUGCAGAGAUCAAAGACAUGCCUGGUCUUCCUGACUUGCCCAUGUUCAGACAAGCACCAGUACCCAAGAAGUCUCCCAAGCCGGUCAAAUCCAGGCGAUCCAUGGACAUUCACAGGAUGAGCCCGCUGAGAAGGAAUCCUUCCCGACAUGCCAGGUACACCCCCUCCAAGGAUUCACCAAGUAGCAGGACAAGGUCGUCUUCGAGGUUACAGAGGAAGAGAGAAGAGGAGGGAGAUGAUGUAUUUCCCAUGAUGCCUGGUCAGAAACUAGUCAUCAAGUUUGGCCCAUCGCCAGCGAGUCGUAAACGUCAUCUUUCUGAUGGAGAAUCUGAUGUGGAGAGCAGAGGAGAUGAGUUUGAAAUCUUUGAGGAUGAGCUUCCUUUAGAGGAGGAGAAUACUGGGAAGGUUGAGGAUGGAGACAGCGACGGGGAAUACGAGCUUCCGACACCUACCAAAAAGAGGCGUGCCCCUACCCAUGAUGCACCGCGUCACCCUGAUGACAUCACAGAGGAAGAACUCAAAAUGGUUGCAGACUCUGUGAAGGAUAAGAGAUAUGACUCUGUCUAUGGUAGCACCUGCCAUCAGUGUCGUCAGAAGACCAACGACAUGAAGACCAUCUGUCGCUCGGCAACCUGCUUUGGGGUCAGAGGUCAAUUCUGUGGACCUUGCCUGAGGAAUCGCUAUGGAGAGGAUGCAAGGGAAGCCCUGCUAGAUGCGAAUUGGACCUGUCCACCAUGCAGAGGGAAUUGCAACUGCAGCUUCUGUCGUAAGAAACAGGGUCGCCAUGCAACGGGGAUCCUCAUUCAUCUCGCAAAGCAUCAUGGGUACCGUAGUGUCAAGGACUUCCUAGAAAGUGUUGGAAGAAAGUGAGUCUAUCUCAAACCACUCCACUACGCAGAUGUCAUUAUGGCAGGG